GUGCACUCUCUCCUUCUGUGCAAUUGCUUGAGAAAAUAAAGUGUAUCUGACUUGCUGCACCCAACCUGAGAGUGAGAACUGUGUUUUUCUCCGACAAAGGCGAUUGUAAGCAAUAGCUAAGAGGGUGGAGGUGAUGUGUUGUAGACUUUCCUCCACUGCUAUGUUCUGUCAGAAGCUUUUUUUUUUUUUUUUGUCCAAAGUUGCUUUACACUGGAAGAAAUGUUCUGCCAAAAAGCAUUAGAACAGGGGAAGAUGGGUAUGCUUUAUUGAGAGAUAUAUUCAGAGUGUUCUCUUUCAUUUCUUCCGAGUUUUCCGCUUCAUCUCUGAGGUGACACAGCAGAGGGACUGAACGUUCUGUUUUUAUAUCUUGGACAUAAAAUAUUUAGAUAAAUUUUAUUUAUUUCAUUUGGACACAGUAAAUCCUUGAUUAACUGAGACCUGCCUUACACUAUGCCUGGUCAUUAGCACAAAUAAAUGAACUUUAACCCAACGUCAUGAAUUUUGAGGCUGGCUCCUUUUACAUGACGUAGUCUUUUAAUCCACUGAAAUAUUAUUCAGCUGAUCACCACCUAGAGGAAUACUGACUCUUUGUUGGGGCAUAGACAAUCUGAGUAAAGGGUUCAGAGUAGCAGCCGUGUUAGUCUGUAUCCGCAAAAAGAAAAGGAGUACUUGUGGCACCUUAGAGACUAACCAAUCUGAGUAAAGUUGUCCUUAAGUCUGUUUUGAUUUUUUGAAAGUUGUCUCCUCCACUGUGUUAUUUCGCCAAGUUAAAGCAUAAAUUACUCAUCUCUAGCCUAAAGAUGAAGCUUUGGCUUCCUGUGACAGCAUUAAUGGUCGGAUCCAAUUUUGUUUUCAUAGUGUUUGUGAGAAAAGAAGAAGCACACCAGGUGCUGAAGAUCCGUAAACGCUCUAACCAGUUCCUGGAGGAGAUUCACCCAGGGAACUUGGAGAGAGAAUGCAUUGAGGAAACCUGCUCCUUCGAGGAGGCAAAGGAGAUUUUCCAAUCGCAGGAGAAAACAAUGGAGUUUUGGUUUGCUUACAAAGAUUUAAAUCCCUGCAAAGAGAAUCCCUGUAAGAACGGUGGCGUCUGCAAACAGAAACACUACGAUUAUUUCUGUAUCUGUCCCCCACUGUUCGGAGGAAAGAAGUGUGAAAUAGAGAAGUUUGAAUGCUGGUACAAGAACGGCGGCUGCUGGCAGUAUUGCCAAGACACCGCCCACUCCCUUCGUGUGGUGUGCUCCUGUGCAGAGGGUUAUGCCCUGGGUGAUGAUGGAAAGAGGUGUACGCAAUCAGCUCAGUUUCCCUGUGGGCUGAUUAAAAGAUCCAUGCGUGCUUUGGAGGAAGUUGUCCCUGGGCUCAAUGGGAUGGCAGAGGGGAGAGCCCCCAGGCUCAACGGGAAGGUGAAGAGGGGUGCCCCCAGGCUCAAUGAGUCGGCAGAGGGGGACACCCCUGGGCUCAAUGAGUCGGUGGAGGGGGGCACCCUCAAGCUCAACGGGAUGGCAGAGGGGGCCACCCCCAGACUCAAUGAGUCAGCAGAGGGGGGCACUCCUGGGCUCAACUGGAUGGCAGAGGGGGGCAUCCCCAAACUCAAUGAGUCAGCAGAGGGGGGCGCCCCCAGGCUCCAUGAGUUGGUGGAGGGGGGUGCCCCCCAGCUCAAUGGGUCAACAGAGCGGGAGGCCCCCAGGCUCAAUGGGUCGGCAGAGGGGGGCACUCAUGGGCUCAACCAGAUGACAGAGGAGGGCACCCCCAAACUCAAUGAAACAGCAAAGCAAGGUACCCCUGGGCUCAAUGGGUCGGCGGAUGGGCAGAAUGUGCAUGAUGGCCUCAAUCAAACCGAAGCUGAAGGAAACCUGACAGAUGGAGAUCUACACAACUGGACAAAAGUCUACCAAACUGCAGAGCAUGAUGAUACCAGGAUCACUGGGGGAUCUUUCUGCCAUCGUGGCCACUGUCCCUGGCAGGUAUUUAUCCGAAAUAGCAGAGGUUAUGGUUUCUGUGGAGGGAGUUUAAUCAGCAGCCGCUGGGUGGUCACUGCUGCCCACUGCCUUGAGAUUGUUAAACCACAUCAUGUUACGAUAGGAGACUUUGACAAACACCAGAGAGAAGUGAAAGAACAAAAGAUCGAAGUGCAACAGAGCUGGAUACAUCCACACUAUGACUCAGAUAACUAUAAUGGUGACAUUGCUUUGCUCUACUUGAGCAGCAAUGUUGUAUUUAAUGAGUAUGUACUCCCCAUUUGCCUUCCCAAUCCUAACCUGGCAACCCUGCUGACUGUGGAAGGGACUAGGGGGAUGGUGAGUGGAUGGGGUUCCACACAUCACAGGGGUCCUGGAACACGCUUCCUCAUGAAAGUCAAGCUGCCCAUAGUAAGCAUGGAAACGUGUAGGCAGUCAACAGCGAAGCUCAUUACAGAUAACAUGUUCUGUGCAGGCUAUGCUGCCAAAGCCCAGGAUGCCUGUAAAGGAGACAGUGGAGGCCCCUUUGCUGUCUCUUACCACAACACUUGGUACCUGCUAGGGAUAGUCAGUUGGGGUGAGGGCUGUGCUGAAGAAAGGAAAUAUGGUGCAUAUACGCGGGUAGCCAACUAUGUACCAUGGAUAAAGGAGGUGAUUGAAAAUCUAGCUGAUGCAGGAAGAUUUUUACCUUCAUUCUAAUGAGGACCAUUUCUAAAAUAUCAGAAAUGCUACCAGUAAUAAAACUGGAAAUUUUACAAUAGCUUUAACUUAAA
Molecule: messenger RNA, 2728 nt
Organism: Chelonia mydas (Green sea turtle)
Lineage: Eukaryota; Metazoa; Chordata; Testudines; Cheloniidae
Product: coagulation factor IX-like
Exons: 7
Coding region: 801-2654 (617 amino acids)
Biological process (GO): proteolysis
Cellular component (GO): extracellular region
Molecular function (GO): calcium ion binding; serine-type endopeptidase activity
Source: RefSeq, a predicted model, not a curated record